AUGAAGGGCGUCUUCUCUAUCAUUGCUGCCCUCACGGCACUCAUGGCCACUGCCGCUGCUAGUCCUGUGGCUCAAUCGAAAGACAUCAGAGGCUAUUCCGGCGUCAGGGACGCUUGCGCGGCAUGCGCCCUCAGUGCUGGACUGGCGCAACAUGCUUGCAACUGCUGUGACUCCUGGAACUAUGACGAUUGCCAUGGAACCUAG
Molecule: messenger RNA, 204 nt
Organism: Ramularia collo-cygni
Lineage: Eukaryota; Fungi; Ascomycota; Dothideomycetes; Mycosphaerellales; Mycosphaerellaceae
Exons: 2
Coding region: 1-204 (67 amino acids)
Source: RefSeq, a predicted model, not a curated record